AUGGUCAAAGCCAGCAAAGGAAUUCUUAUUAGUUGCGAUCCCGCCGUGAAGCAGAUUAUCCUCAAUCUCAACGACAGGAAGAGAUUCAUUAUCCAGGAUUUAGAUCUCCAGCACAUCCUCGUCAGCCCUGACAGCGUACAGACUAUUAAAUUUGAAGUUGAGAAGGAGCUUGAGCGCAAUACCUUCCAGAUAUUAGAUUGA
This is a messenger RNA of Wallemia ichthyophaga EXF-994, 201 nucleotides long. Its product is annotated as RNA polymerase II transcription factor B subunit 5. Gene Ontology annotation, cellular component: transcription factor TFIIH holo complex; transcription factor TFIIH core complex. The transcript is spliced from 3 exons. Gene Ontology annotation, biological process: transcription initiation at RNA polymerase II promoter; nucleotide-excision repair; nucleotide-excision repair, preincision complex assembly. The record is from RefSeq and is a predicted model, not a curated record. The coding region runs from base 1 to 201 and encodes 66 amino acids. NCBI's taxonomy places the organism in Eukaryota, Fungi, Basidiomycota, Wallemiomycetes, Wallemiales, Wallemiaceae.